Messenger RNA from Astyanax mexicanus (Mexican tetra), 4073 nucleotides. RefSeq names its product cugbp, Elav-like family member 1 (gene celf1). Gene Ontology annotation, biological process: regulation of alternative mRNA splicing, via spliceosome; mRNA splice site recognition. Bases 244 to 1848 code for a protein of 534 amino acids. The transcript has 16 exons. Gene Ontology annotation, molecular function: mRNA 3'-UTR binding. NCBI's taxonomy places the organism in Eukaryota, Metazoa, Chordata, Actinopteri, Characiformes, Acestrorhamphidae. Gene Ontology annotation, cellular component: cytoplasm; nucleus; ribonucleoprotein complex. The record is from RefSeq and is a predicted model, not a curated record.
UAAAUGCAGGAAAGCCAGCCAUUUUGCACUAUCCCUGGUAGAAAGUGGGCUGUCGUGGGGAGACGUUCUCAGCACAGAAUAAUUAGCUAGCCGAAAAAAAACCCACAAGUUGAAGAAAACCAUUACCUUGAUUCAGUUCACGCAUUAACUCAAUUUCUGACACUUGAAAAGAGGCGCACCAGAGGACAAAAGUGACAUUUCAUACAGAAAAGGCCACUUGCAGGCGUUUGUCAAAGGCACUGGAUGGAUAGCAUCGAAGCUGAAGCUCUUUACCUGACCGCCGCGCAGCAUGGGCAGCCUCAGUGCGAGCUUCCCCACACUGCUGUGGAGGUACCCACCCUUGGGGGAGCCAAGAAGAUGAAUGGGACACUGGACCACCCGGACCAGCCAGACAUCGAUGCCAUAAAGAUGUUCGUGGGUCAGAUCCCGCGGUCCUGGUCAGAGGAGCAGCUGCGGGAACUCUUUGAACCCUAUGGUGCCGUCUAUGAAAUUAACGUCCUCCGAGACAGGAGUCAAAACCCCCCACAGAGCAAAGGUUGUUGUUUCAUCACAUAUUACACACGUAAAUCAGCAUUAGAAGCACAAAAUGCCCUUCACAACAUGAAAAUUCUUCCAGGGAUGCAUCAUCCCAUUCAGAUGAAGCCAGCAGACAGUGAGAAGAACAACUCGGUAGAAGACAGAAAGCUCUUUAUUGGGAUGAUCUCGAAGAAGUGCAACGAGAAUGACAUUCGGCUCAUGUUCUCACCAUAUGGGCAGAUCGAAGAGUGCCGCAUACUCCGAGGACCUGAUGGGCUGAGCCGUGGUUGUGCCUUUGUCACGUUCACAGCUAGACAGAUGGCUCAGUCUGCCAUUAAAUCCAUGCACCAGUCACAGACCAUGGAGGGCUGUUCGUCUCCAAUCGUGGUGAAGUUUGCAGACACACAGAAGGAUAAAGAACAGAAGCGAAUGGCACAACAGCUGCAACAGCAGAUGCAGCAACUCAACGCUGCCUCCAUGUGGGGAAACUUAACAGGUCUCAACUCACUAGGCCCACAGUACCUAGCACUUUAUUUGCAGCUCCUGCAGCAAUCUGCGUCCUCUGGGAAUGCACUCAACAAUCUCCACCCCAUGUCAGGUCUGAAUUUGGCGGCAUUGGCGGUGGCAGCGAGUGCUACACAGGCCACUCCUACUGGCAGCAGUGCGCUGACCACCUCCAGCUCGCCCCUCAGCGUGCUCACUAGCUCAGGUACGCCCACCGGACAACAGACUCACUCUGCCUGGGAUGGCUGCAAGGGUUCUUCUCCUACAUCCAGUACUAGCUCAUCUGUGAAUCCCAUGGCUUCUCUUGGUGCCCUACAGUCUCUGGCUGCAGGUGCGGGAGCUGGACUCAACAUGAGCUCACUAGCAGGCAUGGCUGCACUUAAUGGUGGCCUGGGCAGCGGGGGUCUGUCUAAUGGCUCUGGUAGCACCAUGGAGGCCUUGACACAGGCAGCAUACUCUGGAAUCCAGCAGUAUGCAGCAGCUGCCCUGCCCAGCCUCUAUAACCAGAGCCUGCUUUCCCAGCAGAGCAUCAGUGCUGCUGGCAGCCAGAAAGAAGGCCCAGAGGGUGCAAAUCUGUUCAUUUAUCACCUGCCACAGGAGUUUGGUGACCAGGAUCUGCUUCAGAUGUUCAUGCCUUUUGGAAAUGUCAUCUCAGCCAAGGUGUUCAUAGAUAAACAGACCAACCUCAGCAAGUGUUUUGGCUUUGUGAGUUACGACAAUCCUGUUUCGUCCCAGGCGGCCAUUCAGUCAAUGAACGGUUUUCAGAUCGGAAUGAAGCGACUGAAGGUUCAACUGAAACGAUCCAAAAACGACAGCAAGCCAUACUGAGUGGUUUUACUCUAAAAUGGACUUGGUUUGAAAAUGUGUUUCUGAUAUCUUCGUGCCCGUUUGUUCAUCGUUUCCCUAGCAUGUCGAUGUGACGUCAAAAGUUCAUCGUCCAGUCCGUUGUCCUCUUCGCUUCUCUGGCGCUUGAAAUUUUCACCCUUGACCUUUUUUGUUAACUUUUGACGCUUAGUGAUUUACUUCUUUUGUUUGUUUUUCGUGUUCAUUUCUGUUUGUGCUGCCAAUAGAGGGCGCUAGAAAGACUGCUGUUAUAACUAAAAUGUAAAAAGUUUCAUGAAUAUUGUUCUGAGCAAAGAGUCUAUUUUUCUAGAACUUGCAAACAUAACCACUAGAUAGCGCAAAAAGCUUUUAAUUUUCAUUGUUUCGUUACCCAGUUAAGUUUUUCUUUUUUUUUUUUCUUAGCAAUUUUUAUUUUUCAUCAUUUUAAUGCAGUCUUCCUAGUGCACUCAAUUUUACUCAUUUGUUUUCUUCUGAAAGCAGCCAAUCAGUUUAUAGAAUCACUUUGUGUGUGAGUGUGGGUGUGUUUUCCUCUUUCUCUCUCACUUGUUAGUUCUAAAUCUUUUUUUUUUUUUAGGAUGUUUUGCAGUCACAUUUUGCUGAAACUGAGGAUAACCUUGUAAUUUUGUGCUAGGUUAGUUGGCAUGAUGUAAUUUUUGGGAGUUCUUAUUAACAGAGUGACAUUACAAUACACUUGAAUUGCCUUUCUUUUUCUUUUCCAUUGUAUUGUGUCGAGCCACCACAGGCACAUAAUGUUUUUCAUUUUCUUAUUGUGUGAAAAUCAGGAUUAGUCUGAAAUAAAAUGCAUAAAUUGAGCAGAAUUGAGUUUGUUGUCACAGUUAGUUAAUAUAUUAAAGUAUGCAUGUUUUUUUGUAACUGCACUGACAUCCUCAGCAAAAUGUGAUUCAGUUCUGUUUAAAAAAAUAUAUAUAAAAAAAAAAAUCAAAAAUAUAAAAUGAAUAAAAUGGUGCCAAAAGUUUUGCAUGUUGCUGUUGGUCACAUUUUCUGUAUUUUCCAUGACGUUUGCUUACUCUUCCAAUAUGGUUCCGUUUUUAAUCAUCAGUGAUUUUUAAAUACCGUAUCUUAACAGUCGUUAAGACCAUGUUUGAAAGUGAGCUGCUUUUUCUCUUUUUGUUUUAUUUUUUAGUUUCUUUAAUUCAAGAUUAGUUCUGGUAUCAUGGCUUUAUAGUAACUUUUAAAAUCUGCUUUGUCUUAGCUCAGUCUAAGUACUUGUGCCUACAAAAGCAAAUUUAAGCUGUUUUGUUUGGUAAUUAAUCCGUUUUUGUGACUGCAGUGUUGGAACUGUUUGGUUGGCAGAAAGUAAAUUCCCAAAGUAAAUUUCUUUUCCAUCGGACGUAUCUGUUUUUAUUAGCUCUGUUAAUCUAACCGCAGCUUGCGUUCUCUUUCUCUCUUAGCACUGCCUUUAGUGUGUCUCAUUUAAGAAGUGCUCUCUAAAAGCCACUUGCUUUCGGAAAUAUUUGAUUUAUGCUCUGAAUAUGAGCUAAACUUGUCCUUUUUUGGAUGAUCUUUUACAAAUUUGACCUGCCAAAUUUUCAUUACACUUUUUUUCAAUAGUAGAUCGCAAGCAAAAAAUAAAGUACUAAUUAAUUGGGAUUGAAGUUUAGAUUUUUUGGCAUUUUCUAUUUAGAUUUUAAGCUGCUGUUUGUGAGUUUAAAUGUACUCUAAAAAUUACCUGUGGGAUGCUUGUCAUUAUUGGUACAGAGUGAUUGUAUUUAAUAGUAAAAUUUGUACAGUUUUUGCCUUUUCUACUUCCAAGUUUUGUUUCACAAUGUGAAGUUUAAAUCCUACCCCCCCCCCACACACACACACACACGUGGAGCCAUGUAGAACUUGCCACCCUGACCAAACAUUAGUCUGUACAAAUUAAGGAAGUAAUUCUAUAAAAAAAAACAGCCUUCAAAUUAAAUUACAUGCUGAUUUUUAUUUUUGUUUUGUUUGUGUUUUGGUUUCUUUGUCAUUUUUAAGUUAUGGUUUAUUGGAGUUGUAGAGUGAGGGGGUGAUUUUUAGAUGUCUAGAGGAGUGUUUUUUUCCUGAAUGUUUUCUGUUGAGGUUUAUUUAAAAUGUGAUGGUGGUUAAGAAAUUCAUGCUACUGUCUCCACAGAAAUAUAGCAACGUGCACACCCAGCAAGAAGUCAUUUUGUAGUUCGUCUUUUGGUUGGGUUGUUUGUCUGAUUAAACAGAAAAGAUUCACA